UACGACUUAGCUUCGGGGUUAGGCAUAGGCGAUUUUUACAGUUCGCGAAACUCGAGUCAUCCGACUGGAAAAGGAGAGGUUAUGGACGAGCUGAGGAUCAACACUCACAACUUUAACUUUUGUUCGUCGAAUUUCGAUCUCAGGCGCAACAGACGGAAGAGUCUACUUGUAACGCUUGGUGCAAGGGAUGACAACAACUCCGAUCCCUCACUUAUAUAUGCUUGGCUUAACAAAAUGCAGUACGUACCUGUAUGUGCCCUCACAAAGUAUGAAACCCCAUUUUUUGCAACGUAUCGUCAUGGCUUUCUAUCGUCGGGCCUUGCACAUUUGACAUCUAGCCAUUAAGACGUCCCUCGAAGAGAAACCGACUACCUGCUUGAAGAUCUCCUCAGUAUUCAGUUUGGACGGCAUUCGUUUAGCUUAUUGGAUUUCUACCCAUGGAAUAUUGCCAUGGAUUUAAUAACUUCUUAUUAUCGAGCAGGGGGCGGUCUUAGAAGGCGGGCUAAAUACCGAUGCUGGAUACAGCACAGGGCGCAAGAGAACGGCGAGGCGGCUUCAGCAUCAAAAGUGUUGACAAUACCUUCUAUACGAGUCUCCACCGGGAUUCAAUGUCUGAUCGGGAAGCCCGAUGUCAGCAAAGGUCGUUGGAUAACGCGCCAUUGCGGGACAUCCUGCAUUUUCCAAGAGGUGCUAGUAAAUUCGUAUCGUCGGACUAGAUAUAUGAUGAUGUCUCCAUCGGAGAGAUUCCACGCUCGCGUUCAUAGGGACGUUGCUUCUUGAUCCUUCGAUGUCGGCUCUCCCUAUUGUACCGAAGAACUCGGUAAGCGUUGGAUUGUUGUUCAUUCACUAAUCGGGAACGUGAGCAUUUCAUGUCGGUGUCCUUCAUCGACGCACUAGGUCCUCCUAGUAGACAGAUCCCAUCGAAGACAGAUUCACCCGUACUCAGCUGUUGCAAAAAGAAGAUUUUCAACUCGGAUCCAUCUACCCCUCCGUCUCCGAAUACCGACGUAACGUGCAUCUGGAAGCGGACUAUUAUCUGUGUGAGAUAGGCUCUCAACAUUUUACACUGAUCCAUCGAAGAGGUUGUGUGGAUUAUUUUUGUACUGGAGUGAGCAAAUUGUCAAAAGUAUACGAUUCAGACCAUAGAGCGUUCUACUACUGGAUGAUAUCGGCCGGAUCCGAGGAAAGCGACACGUUCAGUAGCGGACUUGAUGCACACCUAAAACAGAUUAGAUUAGAUUAAUGGUGUCGGUAAUAAAACUACAAGGGGCGAGAGGUGUAAAGUUGUCCAGGCCGAAAAAAGGCUGACGGGAAAGGGUGUAUAAGAAACAGACUGCGAA
Messenger RNA from Cryptococcus deneoformans JEC21, 1340 nucleotides. RefSeq lists its product as hypothetical. The transcript has 4 exons. The coding region runs from base 451 to 780 and encodes 109 amino acids. The record is from RefSeq and is a predicted model, not a curated record. NCBI's taxonomy places the organism in Eukaryota, Fungi, Basidiomycota, Tremellomycetes, Tremellales, Cryptococcaceae.